Molecule: messenger RNA, 1224 nt
Organism: Halichondria panicea
Lineage: Eukaryota; Metazoa; Porifera; Demospongiae; Suberitida; Halichondriidae
Exons: 6
Coding region: 239-1204 (321 amino acids)
Molecular function (GO): DNA binding
Source: RefSeq, a predicted model, not a curated record
UGCUUUACUCUUGCACAGCAGCAGCUCAAAGUCGGUGGUUCGAACAUUCAAUAAGCGACGUUUGCAACCUAUUGCCGACUAUAGACUCUUGCGAUAGUUUCAAAGCUAUGCUACGACUUCUGGUACCUGCCAGGCCUCAUAAGAACCACUGCAAACGCUCAGAACAAGGGCAAAGAGCGAGGCCCUUGCGGCCUAAGAGCGAGACGACUAGUAUAGUGCUGAGUUAGCAUGCCUGCACAUGAGAUCCAGCCACGUGCUCACAGGAAGAAGAAGAAGCUCACCUUCACUGCACUUGAGAUGCUUGAGAAUGGAAACUAAUAGCCUAAAUAGGUUCUGUUUACCUGGCCUCGGAAAGAGAUGUUCCCCUCUCCGCGAUAGAGUGUUUUCGUUUGAUUCUGAUCCCAUGCGUACGCCUCAGUAUAAGAAAGUACGAGCAUGCAGGCCGGAAAAAUAUCGCCCCUGGAGCAAGCGUAGCAUGGAACGAGCUCUCGAUGCGGUUAUUCACAAAGGGGUUGCUGUCUCCAGAGCUGCCGCUGACUAUGGUAUACCAAAGACAACUCUAUAUGACAAUGCCACAGGAAGAGUUUUGCCAGGGAGCAGGAGUGGACCAAGGACAUAUUUCAUGGUCGAAGAAGAGGCUCUGUUAGUGUGUUUCCUCAUCAAGUCAGCCGAAAUUGGGUAUCCUUUCACCAGAUUACAGGUUUUGUCUCUAGUUGAAACAAUGUUGAUCCGAAAAAACAAAGAAAAGACUGGUGCCUCUUCUGUUACGCAUGGUUGGUGGGCUAGAUUUUGUAAGCGACAUCCUGAAGUCUCUUUAAAGACAUCCUCUUGUCUGUCAGUGGCUAGAGUCAAGGCAUCUUCCGCUGAGACACUCUCCGAAUAUUUUUGUGGUGCUACAAACAAGGCCCUCAGGAAUAAGACAGGUUCUUCCCGCGGCAGAGCGAAACGUGGACGUGGACGUGGUGGUAGUGGUGCGACCACAAGAGCUCGUGUGACAAACCCACCGGACCUAAACACUAGGGAUGGUCAUGAGGCCUACACAGUUUCCUCCCCAGCUGAUUCAGCAAGUUCAGCAAGCACGGAUGUUGAAGAGGAUAAAGGUGCUACAAACAAGGUCUUCAGGAAUAAGACAGGUUCUUCCCGCGGCAGAACAAAACGUGCAUGUGAAAAUUAUGAAGUGUUGAUGAUUAUUUUUAUGUGUUGAUUAUUAUUUUGGCUGUAAAA